Messenger RNA from Dermacentor albipictus, 2269 nucleotides. RefSeq lists its product as uncharacterized. The record is from RefSeq and is a predicted model, not a curated record. NCBI's taxonomy places the organism in Eukaryota, Metazoa, Arthropoda, Arachnida, Ixodida, Ixodidae.
AAUCAUCAUCACAAUUCAUCACCACAAGCCAAAGGUUACGAAGAAGUGAUUACUCCUUCACCCGCGCCGUUGCGUUUCGUCGCUGACAAGUAUGCCUCGCCAACAGAAGUGGAUGCGAGCAACACCAUCCAUCGGCUAUAUGGAAGAAGAGGGCAACACCCAUACGUGCAAAAUACUGGUGUCAAUUGCCCUGGCCAUCAGCAUUGCAGUGACGGUGGCGAUUCUCACUUGGAUCACGCUACAAGGAGGGGCCAACCAGCUCGCAAGAGAAACGGCUGUUUACGACUCUGAAGACAGCCUCGACACCGUGGCUCCAAGACAAAGUAGUGAAGUCAACGAGGAACCUUAUUCUAACCGAGUAGCACGUCCAAAUGAGCCUGCAGUCUUUCCUCCGUCUAUAAAUUCAACAGUCGAGGCGCCAACCAUGGAACCUAUAAUAGCCGCUAGACGAAAUGAUUUCCUCACGAAGACCUCACGUGACAACAACGUAGGCACCAAACACAUCGCAUCUCAGGAAGCAACGCUUAGAUCAACAGAUGCAUCUUCUCGACCAUUGGGCAAAAGAGCGAGCAUGGCCACCUCAGCCAUGUCUUAUAAUUUAGGAGCUCCACUUCAGUCAACGCCGUCAUACGAGGCGGCGUCACCUGCUGUAGAAGAUUCAACAAAUAAUCUGAUCUUAGAAGCAGCUGAACGCACAACUAUUUCAGUGCAUGACCAGAAUAUAUCAUCACAGAAGGUGAAAAGUGAUGAAGCCUCUUCAGAAGAGACCACAGAACGCAAAGUUUCUGCUGCACCACCGCGCACUGCAGUUGCUUCCGAAAGUGCGAGCUCAAAAGUAACCAAUCCAACGACCAUGUCUACAAUGGCAGUUGAAAACACAAGUUUCAGCACUGCAGAAAAGACCACAGGGAAGCCAAUGGAACCGCAAAUACUUCUGUGCACAUACGGUGCCAAGACCAACGCAUCUACCGUGUUCCCCAGUGAUGGGCUGUGCGACUUCAUUUUUUUCGACUCUGUGUACAAGAAUGACCGGAACUUCCUCGCUGACAGCGAAAACAUUGGCGUAGAUCUACAACAUUUCUUGGCAGUUAUUCCCAACUACUCCAAGACAGCGUUUGGUGUAGGGUUUGCCUUCGAGUACCGUGGCACCCUGACUCAAGACUUGACUAGGACUGACCCUAUACCUUUGGAGGUGUUUUGGAAGCACGGAGUCUACCACUUUGGCAUUUUGGACGUACCGGUAUUUGGAUUGAAGCCCUUCUACAUGGACGAUGUCUUCACGUGCCUCAAGACACUCGACGCCAUGUCUCAGGGGCAGCGGGACUCCGGCAAGGCAGCAUACAUCGUGCUCAGUGCCGUGCCCUACAACGCAGGCUGGGUAAACUACGUGGCCGAUAAAAUGAAGACAGUUUACAGACCAGACCUGUUCGUUUCACAAGGCCACUACACGUACGGAGACAACGAAGCCAUAACCUGUGCAGUCGUGCCUCCGACUUCUCUCUUUCGGCCCAACAAGCUCCUUGGAUACGCACACGACUUGAACACUGCAGCGUUGGCUCUGCAACAGCUCGAGUCUCAAGGCGCAUCUUCUCGUUGGUCUAUAUCAGUGGGCAUGAAGGGGCGUUUGGCCGCGCCCCUACCGAAGUUCCCGCUCGAGAUAUUUUCACCCUGCUACCAGAACCCGGUGGCUCCUGCCUUUGACACGUACACCGAGGUCUGCAACAACCAGCAGCUUUGGCAUAAACCGGCUUAUGACAACGAACACGACACUAUGCUUACCAGGAACACCAAAAUGAAUAUGAUGUUCGUAUACGACAACGAACAGUCCCUCUGCAGAAAGCUCUGCAGGGUGAAGGCAAACUACACGAAACUCCGGUUUGGUCUGGCUGCGUUCGACCUAGACUACGAGGACUACAGUAAUUCUUGCCGCCAGGACAAUAAGUUCAGUGCGUUCAGCCGCCUGCAGACGCUGCGCAAGCUGGUUGACUACUUCAAGGACCAUUUUGAGAAACGAAUCGACGAGCCCGGUUGCAUUGCGCUGGUGCCCACAUAGAGGCAGCUAUGCAAACCCGCAAAGCGUUUGGUAUAUGAACUAACGUAUCCUUAUCUUCUAAGUAUCACAUCUUAAUCACACUACUCGGAGGAUACUAUACGAUGGUGGCAGAGAAGCGACGCCUGGUUAAAAUGCCCGUUCCGGUGCCUAUUUUCUACAUUUCUCGUACGUAAUAUACACAGAGAAUUUCUUUUUACCCUACAGGUUGCCGACUUC